Molecule: messenger RNA, 2693 nt
Organism: Pangasianodon hypophthalmus (striped catfish)
Lineage: Eukaryota; Metazoa; Chordata; Actinopteri; Siluriformes; Pangasiidae
Exons: 6
Coding region: 487-978 (163 amino acids)
Source: RefSeq, a predicted model, not a curated record
UACUGAGUUUCCUGUUUAUUUGUUUGUUUACUCACUCACUCACUCUCACUUACUUACCUACUUAUUUAUUUAGCUCCUGCGGCCAACCUCCUUCUUUGGAGAACCAUUGAGAUUUAAUGUUAGUGUUAUACCUCAGAUUGCAUAAAGAGGGAGGACACACACUAACACAAACGUCAAAACCCUAACACCUAAAACACUGACAACAACAAAAAAAGAUUAAGUGCUACAAACAUAAGACACUAUUAAAAAAAAGAAGGACAAAUGUAGUAACAAUAAUGGCAAAGUAUUAGUAAUGCUGAUAGUUACAACAAUAAGCAGUUCUUUAGUAGGUGUAUAAGGAAAUGAAACACUUCCUGGAAAACGAAACAUGAAGGUGAGUAAAGGUAUGGAGUAUCAUGGGUGUGGUGCACGUAGUGAACUAUCGUCGGACUGCUCAAACACGGAGAUCAUUGCUUUAGAAGGUUUUCUUGAGUUUGUUGUUGAAUCAUGGAAACUGGAGCUAUCAGUGUUUCGAACACGCAAAACAAAGCUUUCAAAAAGAGGAAACCCAGUCCAAAUUUCUUGAAAAGUCAAGAAAGUAAUAAGGAAAGCUUAAUAUCAUGCAGUUACUCAUUAAUCUACCACACACUGUUGAUGACAACAGAGAAUGAAAAAAAGGGAAAUGACAAACUCUGUGUUUACAUGGAUGAGAUGCUUCAUAGCAUUUUCUUCCUUGGGUACAUUUAUGACUCACCCCGCUUGACUCCCAGUGAUUUCUUCAGAAGUCCUGAAACACGUGAACAGGUGAUGAAAAAGUUUCCCCGGCCAUUUGAGAAGUACAGAAGUCAUCUGCCAACUCGCACUCCCUUUUCCAUUCUGCUAAACAUGCAGUUGAGGGUUAAGGGCCUUGCUCAAGGGCCCAGCAGUGGAAGCUUGGCAGUGCUGGGAUUUGAACUCAUAACCUUCUGGUUAGAAGAUGGAGACACUUUAUUGCACUGAAGAGAAAAUAAUAGAAGAGCUUCUGCGUCUGCUGAAGAAACUUGGAUUCCCAAACCCUCUUCACAAACCAGGCAGCAAAUACGAGCAAUAUUACACACUGGAGUCAACAGUAAUCUGUGUGCGCUAUUCAGAUUCUGAUUCACAGAGGUAUUACGGGGCGUCUCUUUCCUGCAGAAAAGGAAAUGCAAAGAGAAUUCUGAUCGACCUGUCUUGUCUUAAAACAUGGCACGAGUUUGUAUCUCAUGCAGUCAUGUCAUUUUAUCCAGGACCUUCUGGUGAUGGUAUAACAUUCCCUGAGUCACUGAAAUGUCAGGCAUACAUUAGAGACUGGAACAAAAAUGUUUAUAGUAAAAGACGUCCAUGUUUAAACUGUAAACAGCUGUUUAAUCUAAAAGACGCAGAUCCAGAUAAAGUGUAUCAUCCCUAUGGGAACUGUGCUGAGACAGAGUGCUUGAGCAAACUGCUCUUCAAUAAUCAAUAUAUACGGGAGAACACACGGAUGGAAAAUCAUACAGAGACAAACUUAGAGACACUUCGAGGUUUAACAAAAGAACGCUUGACAAUGCAGCUUGACCAAGUUGGCAUUCAAAUGAAUAAUGAGAACUUUCUCUUCUACAUCCCAACGCAAAUGAAGUAUAAUGAAGAAUGAAAUUUGUGUUUAUCUUAAAGAACAGUUUAUAAUAUAUGCAUAUAUAGAGUGUUGCUUAAGGUAAACAUAUAUGCAUUAUGCUCACACACACACACAGGAACACCUGUACACUUGCUCAUUCAUGCAGUUAUCCAUUUAGCCAAUGCUCAAGAGCUGAAGAUUGAAAAAGACCAGGUAAUGCAAAUUUUCACUGAGCCUAUAUCCACUGCAGCCUCAGAUUCAUGUUCUUGGCUGACAGGACUGGAACCUGAUGUGGUCUUUUGCCGUUGCAGCCCAUCUGACUGUUGUGCAUUCUGAGAUGCUUUUCUGUUCACCACGGUUGUAAAGAGUGAUUAUUUGAGAUAUCACUCGCAGCCUUCCUGUCAUCUCAAACCACUCUGGCUGUUCUCCUUCAACCUCUCUUAUGAACAAGGUGUUUCCACCUAGAGAACUGUCGCUAACUGGAUGUUUUAUGUUUUUCACACAAUUCUGUGUAAACUCUAAAGGCUGUUGUGUGUAAAAAUCUGCAGUAGGAGAUUAGCAGUUUCUAAAAAAUAAAAAAUAAAAUCAGCCCAUGUUCCAGAGUCACUUAGAUCAUAAUUUUAUUCCAGUCUGAUGUUUGAUGUGAACAUUAACUGAAGCUCUUGACCUGUAUCUGCACGAUUUUAUGUAUUUCGCUGCUGACAGAUGAUUGGCUGAUUGGACAACUGACUGAGCAGGUGUUUCUAUUAAAAUGACCAGUGAGUGUAUAUAAAAAUUAUGCAUAUUUUUCAUUUGUAUUUCUAUUUGUUAAUGUAAAUGUCUUGUCUUAAUUAAACAAAUGCUUUCUUUUUGUGCUAAAGCAAUGUUUUUUUUUCAUUUGUGAAAUAGAGUGGCUUGCAAAAGUAUUCAACCCCCUGGAAUAUAUCAGAUUUGUCUGAAAAACAAAUGAUAAAUACACAUAUUUUUCACGUCAGUAUGUUUAUUGCAAAACCAAAGUCUUUUACAGUGAGUUUUCAAAGUCAAAAUUAAUGAUUUUGGUUACAAAAUAAUUAAUUUUGGUCAGAAGUGUUCAUUCUGGAGGCUCUGGGGGCUCCAGUUGACAGAU